Nymphaea colorata (pocket water lily) is the source of this 2133-nucleotide messenger RNA. RefSeq names its product rho GTPase-activating protein 5-like. The transcript is spliced from 5 exons. The record is from RefSeq and is a predicted model, not a curated record. Gene Ontology annotation, molecular function: GTPase activator activity. The coding region runs from base 394 to 1875 and encodes 493 amino acids. Gene Ontology annotation, biological process: signal transduction. Lineage: Eukaryota; Viridiplantae; Streptophyta; Magnoliopsida; Nymphaeales; Nymphaeaceae.
AAAAGGAAGCCCUUUGCUUCAAAUCAACACAAUCCCUCCUCCCCAGUUCCACAAAGGAGUAAAAGCAAUACCACACGCACACAUACACACAGAAGAGCUCCAGCGCAGCAACUGCACCACCACCCUCUCUCUCUUCAUGAUUCUCACGUUCUCCUAAAUUAUUAUUAUUAAAAAUGUGGGAGAGGGAGAGAGAGAGUUUUCAAAUUGAAGGAAAAAGGCAGAGAGGAAAAGGAGGAAACCACCCCACGAAGAACAGAAAUCCUGCCUUGAAUCCAACUCAAAGCAUGCUCUCCCUGAUGCUUCUCCCGUCAACCUGACCCCAACUCCCCAUUUUUAAUAUUCAUUUUUCCUCCUCCUUUUUUAAUUACUUCUUCUCUUUCUUCCUCCUCUUGGAUGCCAACCAUGACUGAGGUACUCCAGAGCCCUCGUUUUUCUUCUUCCUCUCCAGGCUCUUCACCCUUCUACCCAUUAGACAAUGGUAAUGGUGGUGAUUUGGGGCAGAUCCAUCACACCCACUUGAGUUCUCCGGCCAAUUUCUUGGUUGGCGGGCAGAACUUGGACGAGAGAGUGGCUGAGGAGGUGGCGGAAGAGGCGGUGGUGGAGGAAGACGGUGGGGAUACUCUCUCCUUGUUGGCUCUGUUGGUGGCUGCUUUCAGGAAGUCCAUGGUGCCUUGCAACACUGAUAAGGAGGAUGUCUCCUCUAUGGAUAUCGGGUGGCCGACGGAUGUGAGGCAUGUUGCCCAUGUCACGUUCGAUAGGUUCAAUGGGUUUUUGGGGUUGCCUGAUGAGUUUGAGCCUGACGUGCCCAGAAGGGCCCCUAGUGCCAGUGCAAGUGUCUUUGGGGUCUCUACAGAAUCUAUGCAGUGUUCCUACGACACCAGAGGGAAUAGUGUCCCAACCAUACUCUUGCAGAUGCAGAGAAAAUUGUAUGCUCAAGGGGGACUUCAAGCUGAGGGCAUAUUUAGGAUCAACGCGGAGAACAGCCAAGAGGAAUAUCUUAGGGACCAGUUGAACAAGGGCAUUGUCCCAGAUAACAUUGAUGUCCAUUGUUUAUCUGGACUGAUAAAGGCCUGGUUCAGAGAACUCCCAAAAGGGGUGCUAGAUUCUCUUACUCCUGAGCAGGUAAUGCAAGCAAACACAGAGGAGGACUGCCUCCAACUUGUCAGGCUUUUGCCAUCAACAGAAGCAGCUCUUCUGGAUUGGGCUAUUAAUUUGAUGGCUGAUGUUGUUCAAGAGGAGCACAUAAACAAGAUGAAUGCUCGCAAUGUUGCUAUGGUGUUUGCACCAAACAUGACACAGAUGGCAGAUCCCUUAAGUGCAUUGAUGUAUGCAGUUCAAGUCAUGAAUUUCUUGAAGACGUUGAUCUUGAAGACACUAAGAGAAAGGCAGGAUUCUGUUCUUCAAGCAGCACCAUCUUCUCAAUCGGAUCCCUCUGAUGAAAAUGAUAAGCAUACUUCAUCACAGUGCUGUCUAAGCAUAAGCACCAAAGAGGAGCAAGAACAGCAAGAGCAUAUAUUUCCAACAACUGAUCCCAAUAAUCAAUCUUUGAUUGAUGAUGUAGGUGACGGCAGUGAACCUCAUGAAGACAAAUCUAGUACUGAUUGCUGUAGUAAGCCUACUGCCACAGAAAGCCCAUCAGAGGAGCCUUCUCAGUCCACACGUCUAUCUGAUGGACCAAAAGUUGCUGCAACUAGUUCAAAAACCAGCACUAAAGAUAGCCAUGGAAAUAAGAACAAUUCAAAUGCAAAGAAGGUUGCAAAGAAAACAAACGUACAGAAUACAGACCAAGCAACAGUACCAGCUGAGAAGUCGAGAGGAAUGAGCAUCGUGAGCCAUAUAAGUUCAAGUUUGGCACGAGUUGAAGCAUGGAGAUAAAGUAGUUGUUGAUGACUAACUACUCUGCCUAACUUGGGUUUGUUGGUGCUGGUUCUUUGGUUCUGGAACUGUCUUUUCUAGGUCGGUGGUGUUCACGUUUUAUAUGGUGAUGUGAUUGUGAGUUUGGUCUUUCCAUCUUCUUUUUCUUUCUUUUUUUAUUUUUCUGAAACUACAAAGUUGUACAAUACUUAACCAGAAGUAUGCCUCUUUAUCAUGUAAGUCUGCUGAUUCAUUAAACAUCUUCCUGUUGCUUUUCCA